UCGCUUUCCAUCCUCUCGAACACUACACUUCAAGAUGGCACCUGCUCUUCGCGCAAUCGCGCUUGCAUUACGAGCCGCCUCGUCGACGUGCCCAUCAUCACCUACCUGUCCUCAGGACGACCAAUGCUCGCUCACCUCGAAUGGUGCCACUCUUCAAGUCAGCUGUGCGACUGACUACUAUGGUGGAGAUUUGCAAUUGGCACAGACAUCUAGCUUAGCAAGCUGCAUUCGGGUAUGCUCCACGACCACGGGAUGCAAUGCGGCAAGCUACGUGGAUGGUAACUGCUACCUCAAAAGCACGCUCAAUGCGGCUCAGCCCAAUUCCAACGUGGUCGGGAUAGCUGUGAUCUCGAGAGAUGCCCCAACAACGCCUAAUCCAGCGCCGGAUGCUCCCCAAGUGUGCCCUACUAGUUUUACUUGCCCGGAAAACAAUGGCUGCUCGUACACUGAUGGCUCACGCACCCUGACACUUGCUUGCGGAGUUGACUUCUACGGAGGUGAUUUCACCAACCAGUACGCAGCAAGUCUCGAGGCUUGCACACAAGCUUGCGCAGGUGAUGCACAGUGCGUGGCCGCCUCGUUCGUUGGCGGCAAACGUGAUGGUACUUGCUAUCUGAAAAACACAAAGAACAGCGGUUCUGCAAAUGACGGUGUUGAUGCUGUCUACGUUGUCUCCAACACCGUGCAACCAAGCAGUUCAACAUCGAGUUCGACCCCGUCGCCUUCCUCUACUGUUGAAUCGACGACUACCUCCUCUUCCACUAGCACAGAUGUUGUUAUCAGCUCUACCUCGAUUUCGUCCAGUACCUCGACCAGCACCUCGACCCCUACCCCUACACCUACACCCACACCCACACCCACACCUACCCCAACCCCAACGCCUGAGCCACAACCUACCUGUGGCGUCAACGGUGUUAUAAGGUCGGGAGUGACCUACACCAACAUUGUUCAGCAGACCCCGGCCUCUUGCAGGACCAGGUGUCAGAACUACAAUCUCGCAGGCCGUAGCUGUCGUGUCUAUGGUUUCAACUCAGCAAGCAAUCUUUGCACGCUAGCAUUGGGAUUUCCUGGACCAACUUUCGAGCAGGCUUUUACUCCUCGGCAGAAUGGGCCGUAUGUCUGGUACGCUGUGGAAUGCCCGGUAUGAUCAGAGUGUUUUGAUGUACUUAGUGUGCGAUGGUAUAAUUUAAUACUAUAAGCUGGAAGCGUUUCCAUAUAUUGAGUUCAGAUCUUAUCUGAUAUGUCGUUCAUACUUUCUCUCUCCCAAUAAGUCAAUCGCUUGGUUUUCGACUACAUGCCUCUCUUUCAAG
Messenger RNA from Alternaria rosae, 1310 nucleotides. RefSeq lists its product as uncharacterized. The transcript has 4 exons. The record is from RefSeq and is a predicted model, not a curated record. The coding region runs from base 35 to 1147 and encodes 370 amino acids. NCBI's taxonomy places the organism in Eukaryota, Fungi, Ascomycota, Dothideomycetes, Pleosporales, Pleosporaceae.